Penicillium canescens is the source of this 1683-nucleotide messenger RNA. Its product is annotated as fungal specific transcription factor domain-containing protein. The transcript has 3 exons. The record is from RefSeq and is a predicted model, not a curated record. Gene Ontology annotation, cellular component: nucleus. Bases 1 to 1683 code for a protein of 560 amino acids. Lineage: Eukaryota; Fungi; Ascomycota; Eurotiomycetes; Eurotiales; Aspergillaceae.
AUGCUGCUGAUGCGGGAUUUCUCCGGAAAAUCAACCCAUUUCGCUGACGGGGAAACCACACCUUGUCACUACUCGCCCCCGAAGAAACGGGGUCCGAAGCCGGUCCAAGGGCAAGACAUUCGCCCAAGAGAGCCUCUCAGCUCAACAUCUCCGGCCACUGAUACAUUGGGGGGACUCGAAAGCCCAGCCCUCCUGCCAGCGGGGAGGGCUUACUCGUACCCGGCUUCGGAUAGUCUGCUAUCCCGCAACAGUAUAACGGCAGAUGCCCUAUCUGCACCGCCAGAAAGCCAAACGCAAACUGCCGUUAGAAUACAUAUAGACCUCCUGGCGGGGUUGCUAGUUGCUGCUCCGUCCAAUACAGCGGCGUCGAUCACAAAUCACUGUAUUCUCCUGUACACCCAGUAUGUUUUCGGGACAGUUCCGAUGUGCCAUGAAGCUACACUCCGAGCGACCGUCAGCCGUUUCUUCAUCUCUCCCUUAGGCGGGGUCGACCCUUCAGAGAACCCCGUGCGGAUCUCGCGCUGUUUUGCCGCUGAUAAUGAGCAGGAGCGGAUCGGGAUCCUCAGGAGUCUCACCCUUCUCACGGCCCUAUGCGCAGCCGUAACAUACGUCCUGUCCGAGUCCCUUCUACCCAAUAAGCACCUCACUGCCCCUCUAUUCCUCCGAGCGGCGCGAGAAACUCUCAGGAUCUACGAGGACUAUGACCUCCAGCACCCCGACUCCUCGUCCCUUAUUAUCCGGCUAUUCCUCUCAUCGGCCAUACAGAUUGCCAAGGGAAUGCAAGGAGUGGCUUUUCAUAUCCUAAGCGAAGCGGGUCUCAUCGCGAUGAGAAUGGGUCUCUACGAUGAGAGCUCGCUCGAAGGGCGAGAGCCCAUUGAAGAGACCCUCUUGCGAAAUGCUUUCUGGCAGCUAUACGUCUGCGACAAGACGGCCUUCGUUAUGAAGGCCCGCCCAGUGACGAUCAACGAAAGUUUGUUCACCACUGAACUUACCCUUAAAACACAUUCGCAAAGCUCUGUGCUACUCUUUGAAAUCGGAAGGGAAUCAAGCGGCACCGGGUUAGAAGGCUGUCUUGUGGAGGGAUUCCACGUCAUACGUCGACUGUGGGCCAUGGCCGCCCGGGUUAUCCAAGCCAUGGAGUCAAACUCUAAAAGAACUUGGGACGCACAUGCCGACAUGCAAGCUUGUCGAGAAAACAUCGCGCAGCUGUCAGAAGCAUACUUUGACAUGAUCACCUUGACGAACUGGACCCAGUCACCCGGGGAGUCAUCUCCUGGCGUCAGCCCAGACGGAGACCAGUACCUGCCCAAAAUCUUGCAGCGGCAACGGACCAGUUAUCUGAUUUCCCUCCACUGCAUAAAGAUAUUCGUGCUAAACACCGCGACCCAGUGUAAUAUGACCGAGGUUAUGGGCCUAAGCGCGGAGCCCCUGAUGCUUGCCAUGAGGCAGAUAGAACUAGCCCAGGAUUUCUUAAAUGUCCUUGAGAGCGUCCCAUUUCUACAUCUUCAAGCGGAAGGAGAGCAUUGCGCUGAGAAGAUCAGACGAGUUGGCAGCCUCUUGCUCGAACUAGCACACACCGCGGAAAAUGACGUAGUCAAAUUUCGAGCAAAUCAAUGUGCCAUUCGCUUGAUUGACAUGUUGGCCCGCUUGAAUUCAAAAGCAUCGGAUGUACUGGUGCAUUGA